AUGACUGACGCACCUAAAAAACUCUGGGGAGGACGUUUCUCUGGCGCUGUUGACCCUCUCAUGGACGCCUUUAAUGCAUCCAUUCAUUUCGACAAACGUAUGUAUGCAGCAGAUUGUAUCGGUUCCAUUGCCUACGCCAAAGCACUUGCCAAAAACAACAUUAUCUCUGAAGCUGAGCGCGAUCAGUUGGUGCAAGGUUUGACCGAUGUCAUGGAAGAAUGGUCCUCUGGCCAAUUUGUGAUCAAGGCUGGUGAUGAAGACAUCCACACUGCUAAUGAGCGUCGUCUUGGUGAAUUGAUCGGCUCUGUUGCAGGUAAAUUACACACGGGUCGUUCUCGAAACGAUCAAGUCGCUACUGAUAUGCGUCUUUGGUUGCGUGAUGAGGCUCGCAAGAUUUUGGCUCAUGUCAAAGAGUUGAUUGCUGUCGCUGUCUCUCGUGCUGAAAAGGAGCUGGAUGUCAUUAUGCCUGGUUAUACCCAUUUACAGCGUGCUCAGCCUAUCCGUUGGUCUCAUUUCCUCUUGUCUCACGCCUGGCUCUGGCAAAGCGAUGCUGAUCGUCUGGAGCAAUUGAUUGACCGUUUCAAUGUCUUGCCUUUGGGCAGUGGUGCUCUUGCUGGUCAUGCUUUCAACAUUGAUCGUGAUUUCUUGGCCAAGGAACUCGGUUUCCGUAAUUAUAUCCACAACUCUUUGUAUGCUGUAAGUGAUCGUGAUUUCGUUGCUGAAUUCUUGUUCUGGGCAAGUUUGACCAUGACCCACAUCUCUCGUGUGGCCGAAGACUUGAUCAUUUACUCUUCUGGUGAAUUCGCCUUUGUCAAGCUGGCUGAUGCUUAUAGCACUGGCUCUAGUUUGAUGCCUCAAAAGAAGAACCCUGAUAGCUUGGAGUUGUUGCGUGGUAAAUGUGGUCGUGUCUUUGGUAAUAUGUCUGGUUUCAUGAUGUCCUAUAAGGGCAUUCCUAGCACUUACAACAAGGAUCUCCAAGAAGACAAGGAACCCAUGUUUGAUGCUGCUGAUACCUUAUCUGGCUCUCUCCAAAUCACUGCUGGUGUAUUGAGCACCAUGGAUAUCUUCCCUGACAAGAUGCGUGCUAGUUUGAGUGCUGAUAUGUUGGCUACUGAUUUGGCUGAAUAUCUCGUUCGCAAGGGUGUUCCAUUCCGUGAGACUCAUCAUAUCUCUGGUGCUGCUGUCAAGAUGGCUGAGGAUCGUAAGGGCUCUUUGAGCGAUUUGACUGUUGCUGAUCUCAAGACAUUGCACCCCUCCUUUGAAGAUGAUGUUGCCUCUGUUUGGAGUUUUGAGACCUCUAUUGAAAACCGCAAUGCCCCUGGUGGAACUGCUAAAUCUUCUGUGCUCGAACAAAUCAACUUACUCAAGACCUGGUUGUCCAAGAAAGAUUAA
Messenger RNA from Mucor velutinosus, 1392 nucleotides. RefSeq names its product Protein kinase. Gene Ontology annotation, molecular function: argininosuccinate lyase activity. The record is from RefSeq and is a predicted model, not a curated record. Lineage: Eukaryota; Fungi; Mucoromycota; Mucoromycetes; Mucorales; Mucoraceae. Gene Ontology annotation, cellular component: cytosol. Bases 1 to 1392 code for a protein of 463 amino acids. The transcript has a single exon.